CUUCCAUCUCUCAAAUGUCUGACGACGAGUCUCAAUCUGAGCCGCCUGCGAUUGCUGAUUCGUCCUCGUCCUCUGAGGCAGCUGCUCAGGUGACUGUGCACUCGCCCAGCGCCGCCGUGCUCGAUGCGUUUGCCGGCGCACUGUCCGACUCGUCAACAACCGUUUCAGGCCACCAUCUCCUUGACGCCGGGGCGACGACCCCAACGGCGGCGCUGGACGAUCAUCCAGACUCGAUGCUCGUCAGCGACGACGACCGUGCCGACUCGUCUGCGCCUGGCAGCGCGGGCAUCCCACACACGGGCUCGUCAUCUUCUGUCACUGCCGCUGCUGCUGCUGCUGCUGUUGCUGCUGCUGGUGGUGGUCUGGGCAGCGAGCUCUCUGCAGACCAGCAGCCGCAGCAGAACGAAAGCCUCCGCCUUCUCGCCGACCCGACCACGGCCGUCAGUCUGGACACGACGUUGCCGCUGGACGACGAUAUGUCGCGCAGCAACCGCCUGAGCAUGCUGCCGUUGGGCGGCGAGGACCAAGGUGUUGCUUCAUCGUCGCUGGCGGACGUCGACCCGGUUGCUGGUGCGAGUCGAGCGCAACAAGCAGAGCCUGUUGAAGAUGCGCCACACCAGCACGUCCAUGGUCACUUGCAUCACCAUUCACACGCGGAUGCCGGGUUACAGUCGCCGGAUGGCCAUGUCAUUCCGCCAAUCCUCAUCCAGGCCGGAAUGGACGACGAGAAUGUCACCAUUGUCUCUGCGUCGGACGUCGCCCCUGCCGUAUCGAGCUCUGCUGACGGCGGCGGUGGCUUGCUUGUCUCGCAGUCAGACUCGUCCACCGUGUCCGGAUCGAGCGGACUUGCGCUCAUGGCGUCGUCCUCUGACGCGGCGUUGACGGACGCAGUCGUCGCUGCUGCUGCUGCCGAGGGUGCGGAUAGCAUGGCGUUGCGUCAACAGCUGCAGAACGACGAGUCAGUCGAUCAAUUUGAAGCGCCCACGACAAACGAUCUUGGUCUUGCCGUGGAGCCCGAGCUCGUCCUGGCUGAGGAGCAAGACGCCGAAGCCGCGCUUGCAGGUGAAAAUGCCCCCUCGCUCCCUCCAAGUGGACUCGACCCUUCUUCUUCAGCUGGCCAAGGAGCGACACCAGCAGCUGCGUCGGCAGUGGCUGCAGCCGAUCUCUCUGAUACGAUUCGAAAGUCGCCAAGUGACCCCGCGGCGGCUGCGGCCGAUGCAGCGUUGCCAUCGUCUGUCGAGAGUGCUGCUGCCGCUGCCACUUCCGUCGAGGCGGAUGGCUCAAUUGCGACGGAAUGGACUCUCAACCCGGACGAGCACGUCAACAGCUUGGAGAUUGCGUGGUAUGUGCCGGAGCCCACGCGCAGUGUUCUUGCGACGGUUCGCGCAACCGGGGAUCGUGAGCAGGCACCCAAGCUUCCAGUGAUGAAGUCUUCCCCGUGUAUUGUCAUUGACGAACUUCAGACUGACCCUGUUCGUGAGCUCCUGGUGCGACACUUUGAUGAAGCUCAAGCUGCCAAGCGCAAAACUUUGACCGCAGACGACGUGCCGCUUGAUCGGCAAGGAAUUUGCCAGCUUAUGGCGGCUGGCUGCUGGAAUGCGUUGCUCGACCUCACUGGCAGCUUUCUUUCGGCGCAUGGCCAAGGUCGACUUGACCAGGAUGCGUCCGUCAUCACUGCAGUUCACACGCACAAGACGCUGCAAAUGUGGCUGUGUCGGAUGAUUGCGCUCAUGAAGCUUCGCCGCUACGAAAAGGCUGCUGCGGAGCUGGACACGUUUGGGGAUCUCGAUCGCCCUGACUUGUAUUACGACUACUAUCCGGACUCGUAUCCCGACAUGACCGGAUCGCUGGUGCCAUUUUCUCUCCGCGUCAUCCACGCACAACUGCCACAUUACGUCGGCAAGCCACAGCUGGCUCUAGACCGCUUGUACAGUUUGAAUCACACUUGCACUCAAGUUAUGAGCCAUCUGCGGUCUGGCAAGAACGAGAAUGGCAUUGCACAAAAGCUUGCGGCGUCACGUGUCCAAGCUGCUUUGACUCUGUGGGGUGAACGACAAACCAAGCUGCAGUACUGCAUUGCCAACCACUUGUUGAUGAUGAAGGAUCACACUCUGGGCACGCAAAUGUACGAACAUUUGCUGUCUAAAAACCCCACCAACAAUCACCUGCUGUCGGGUCUCGGCCGUGUGCACUUGCAGAUUGGGCACAUUGAACGCGCUCAGUCGUACUUUGCACGCGCAGAGCAAGUUGCUCAGGAGCGGUCGGGAGACGUGAUUGACGCUGCCACGGCGAGCUUGUUGGCAAUGAACAAGGCUCUCACGAGUGUGAGCACUGGCCUCUACGAGCAGGCGACUGCCUUCUUUGCAGAGGCCCUUUUGGCCGAUCCGAACAAUGCCACCGCUGCAAACAACCAAGCAACCUGCAUGCUGUAUGCUGGCAAUCUUAAAAAGGCGGUCAAGCUGCUUGAGGACUUUGUGAUGGCCAAUCCGCGCACUCGAUUGCAUGAAAGCAUCGUGUUCAACCUUUGCACGCUCUACGAGCUCGAGUCAAAUCGGGCCAUGGAGAAGAAGCGUCGGCUCAUUCAGUUGAUUGCCGAGCACUGCGGGGACGGCUUUGACGUGUCCAGCUUGAAGCUGACCGUCACUGCAUAGUUGGGGGGUCGAAACAUUUGGGAGUGAAAAUACAAACUCAGAAUUUUCGUACAACUUGUCCAC
Messenger RNA from Capsaspora owczarzaki ATCC 30864, 2714 nucleotides. RefSeq lists its product as hypothetical. The coding region runs from base 15 to 2651 and encodes 878 amino acids. The transcript is spliced from 8 exons. Gene Ontology annotation, cellular component: Golgi apparatus; TRAPP complex. NCBI's taxonomy places the organism in Eukaryota, Filasterea, Ministeriida, Capsasporidae. The record is from RefSeq and is a predicted model, not a curated record. Gene Ontology annotation, molecular function: protein binding.